Galendromus occidentalis (western predatory mite) is the source of this 2682-nucleotide messenger RNA. Its product is annotated as Sarcolemma associated protein. Gene Ontology annotation, molecular function: protein binding. The transcript has a single exon. The coding region runs from base 183 to 1988 and encodes 601 amino acids. NCBI's taxonomy places the organism in Eukaryota, Metazoa, Arthropoda, Arachnida, Mesostigmata, Phytoseiidae. The record is from RefSeq and is a predicted model, not a curated record.
AAGAUCUUGGCGGCGCUCCGCGAGGAUACAGUUUCGAGGCUCUCUCGAUACCACAGUUUCUGGAGAUCCGCUAGCCGUGUACGGAGACUUCCGAACUUUUGAAAGACACAGCUCGACGUUCCUCCGACUUUCACUCCGAGAGCCUAACGUCACGCAUCAAAAUUCAUUUCGGAACAGUAGAUAUGGCUAGAGACAGUUUGGACAUGUCGGGGUCCGACUCGGACAGCUCGAUUCUAGACAGCAUACCCGACGGGUCGGUUCGUCUGGCAUCGAAUUUUCAAGGCCCGACGAUCCACCUCUUGUGGAGAGCGACCUCUCACAAGUUCGAGGACAGAAUCAUUCCGCUAAGUAAACCGGCUAAAGUUGGCCGCUCCGUCGCCAAACUGAAACCUUGUCCGCACAACGCUAUUUUCGACUGUAAAGUUCUGUCACGGAACCAUGCGAUGAUUUGGUUCGAAAACGACAAGUUCUAUAUCCAAGAUACGCAAAGCUCAAACGGAACAUUCGUCAACAAUGAACGAUUGUCGAAAGGCUCCGAGGAAUCGCUGCGAAGGGAGAUCUACUCCGGGGACGUGCUGCAGUUUGGGGUCGACGUCAUUGAGAAUUCGAAGAAAGUCACACACGGUUGUAUUAUCGCGUUAGCGAAGCUUUUCCUGGCCGACGGUACCGAGGUCAAAGCGGAAAAUGGUUCCAGUGAUCGUGCUCUCAGCAAGCUCUCUGUCAGCCAGAGCUGCGCCUUGGUUCAAGCGUUGAGCAAUGCCGAGCAGCGGGAAUCGAUGGUCAAGGACAAGAUCGUCGCUCUUCAGGACGUUUUCGAAAAAAUCGGCAAGGCCACCGAAAACUCGUGGCAGUCUAUCAUCGACGAGGAGCGACUUCUCAACAAGAUCCAAGCCCUCGAGGCUCAAUUGGCUGCGACGGCAGAGAACAACAACAGUGCCGAAAUCAAACGUCUCAUCAAUGAGAAGGAAGUGUACGAGAAAUUAGCAAAAGAGUCACUUAGCAAAGUUUUACAGGAAAAGUUGACUGCCUUGCGAAAAGUCGACGAAUUGCAGUUCCUAUUGAAAACCACUCAAGAUAACGUGUACAAAGCACAGGAGACUAACCAGCUCCUGUCGACGCAAGUCAAAGACCUAGCUGAGAAAGUAGACUCCAUGACAGAAGAAGCCAGUAGUCUCACCGAGACUCACUCGCAGGAGAAAGCUGCGCUUUCUCUAGAGAUAUCGGAUCUCCAGAAGGAACUCCAGACCCUGCAGCAUAACGUCUCGACGUUGGAGGAGGAGCUGGAGAAAGCGCGUCGGAAACACGAAUCUCCGAUCAGCGAAAAGGGUCUCAUAAUCGAGAAUGCCGUGAGCGAGGCCGAGGACAAAAUAUCCCUUGAUUCCUCGCAGGGCGAGACGAAAAGCAACAAGGAAGAGGUCAUCCGACUCGAGGAAAUCGUCAACCAGCUCAAAGACAAUCAGACGAAGCUCGAGAGUGAGAAGGAGGAAUUACUCGACAACAUGUCCGACUAUAAGAGGACGUUGGACAGGGUGCAAAGCGAUCUCGACGGGAAGAAGGAGUUAUCGAUUCAGUUGCAGAUGUUCCAAAGAGAAAACGCUCGCCUCGAGGUAGAGCUCACCAAAGCUAAAGCCGCUCCCAGCCAGCAGCUCGAAGAUCUGAAGCGAGAGAAUUUCCUGCUAAGAGAGAAGCUCGCCGACGCAACUUCGCCAUCGCUCCGUCAGCGUCGAUCGAGCCCAGACGCCGAGAAACUGAAACAGAUCCGCAGUUUGCAGAUAGAGCUUAGCGAUGUGAAAGAACGUUUUCAGAAGUGCCAAGAUGAGAAACUCGAGAUGCGACGCGAGUUCGACGAUCUGGCUAAGGAGUACAACGGCUUCGCUCGACAACUCAGCACUGCGUGUCGAAAUUCGAUGAUUCCGUUGUUCUUGAUCAUUGUCGCGGCUAUUCUAGUUAGCAGACCUUUCAGCGAAGUUUUUGGUAGAUCACCGUGAAUGACUGUCGUCGGCGGAUCGGGAAUGACUAUCCAAACUGUCUCAGUGCCUAACUUACUUUCGGUCAUAUCUCAAAGAUACUUAUCCGAAGGGGUGAAUUCAAGCAUCGUUCCGAAGUGCUGGCGAGCUGUCAUUAGCCGACGCGACCCCAACGGCCGGGGAGGAAGCAACUUGUGACAGCUCGAAAAUAACUUUGCCAAACUUAGCAAGAUCUAAGUCUUGCAGAAGUUAUCGAAUGAACUUCUGUUGCCCCUCCUCGCUUGGUUCUCGCUCGCUGGUUCGAGUAAAUUGGGAGUAGUACACCGAUACUUUGUGCCAAAGACUACCUGCGGUAUUUCAUCGGGAAACUGAUCUAUCGCAUCCGAAAGUAUUUUUUCUGGCGGCUUCCUAUUCCUCCCAGUCUCGCAUAGAGUAUGAGACGAUGUAGAUAUUCGAGAGCGAGGUAGUUUCGCUCCAAUCGUGCAGUUUGAGUGAGGACUCACCCAUACCUCACUGGCCACCUAGAGCCUCCGUUCAUCGAUUCGGUGCGUGCCCGUCGCGUCGGGACGAAUUACCGACUUCUUGUCGCAGCGAGUCGGCCGGUGGCGCGUGAAGGGGAUUUCACAGAGAGUGUACAGUUUUAUUCAUAAGGUAACGAACGGAGAUAGUGAAAUAUUCUGUUAACGUCUGUUAAAAUAAAUUAAGGAAUUUACAU